UGCAUGGGGGAAGAACUGUACAGACGAUAACAGCGGCUAUCAAAACGUAAACAUUAGUACGGAGGGAAUCUUGGACGGUAUUGCCAGUCGCGUGCUCGCCUGAGACCCUGGCCGUCGGGUGGCUGCUGUAGCAAUUGGCUGACACCGGCAAAUGUAAGCAGGAUGCGCGGAAAGGCGGCUACACCAGACGAGCUGCGGCGGCGGAGCGCGAGCUGCCAGUGGCAGAGGCAGAAGCUGCUGCGAGCCGCGGUGGAGAACAGCACGAGCCGGUGGGCGCUGGAGGUAUACAGCACGCGCUGCUCGCUGCCCGCGCUGGCCAGCCUCUGGCGCCAGCAGACCGGCGGCGGCUGCGACUUCGAGAACUUCGCGCAGCGCGUCGUCCGGCGCAGCAGGUCGCGCCUCCGCUCGCCGUCUGAGACGUCCGUGGGCAGCAGCCGGCGGUCGGCCAGCGAGCCGCGCCUCUGGGUGCCCCAGCAGGCCGCUGCUCCACCAGCUGGUCAGAAGAGGCGACACUCAGUCGCCGUACCUGUGCUGCCGGUUGCCAUCUGUGGUCCUUACGUGUGCGUGGCACCCACAGCGUCAAAACCAGCUGCUCAUGGAACUUCAAAAGCUGAUCAAAUUCACCGGACGCAAAUGCACAGGUCUGGCGAACAAAUGCAGCGUGAUUACCCUGGUGUCUGCCAUGUGGACACGCAGCAGAUACGUCUGCUGCCGCGCGCCAUGCCGGUGUUGCUGUUGUGCAGAGUUGGAAUGGCUCCUGCUCGCCAGUGGAUAGCGCCGUCUGCUGCCGCACCGGUUGAGACUUCGGCUGGCAGAGGUGAAACGGCACACAAAUGGGCCCAUACAGAGGCUUCGCAGUCAUCGGGCCGCAGAGAUCCGUCCCGUCGCAACUCCAGCGGAGACAUCGGCCAAGUGCAACACACAGCGACAGCAAGCAAAGUCCAGCGCAGUCGUACGCGAACGCUUCCCGGCAAUUUCGCACAGCUGGAGAAAUCUUGGACUUCUAAUGCCGGCAGUCAAGUAAAGUCGCCAUCCAAAAACAUUCGUUUAUGACGAGCAGAUCAGAAGUAUCACGCAAGAGCGGCCUGUGGGGACGAUCCAUCAAUCAGCUGAGAGCACAAGAAAAGUAACUUUUAAGCAACAGACAGAAUUUUGGGUAACAGCCAGAAUGUAAAAAAAAGGUUGAAGUAUCUUGAUGUUACUAAAGUUCUAGUAACAAUUUUUCGUCCCCUACCCCUCUUCAUAUGUAUGCCGACGUAAAGAGAACAGGUUUAGCUUGGAGUUAAAAACAGACGGCUAAUUACAUCAUGCUGCUACUAAAAAGUUUAGUACUGUGUAUACCAGAUCCCAUUUUUCUGCUAUAUUGAGUAAUCGGUUCGAUGCAGAUGAUAAAUACUCAAACAUACUAAAGUAUACGCUUAGUUUUAAAAAAAACUAGUCUUGAAAUACAAUUGUUAAGGAUUUUUAACCCGGAAUUUUUUUCUAAUGGCGUGUCGAACAGAGGUGAAGGUAUAUCCAAGACUCAACGCUCAUACCACAUUUCUGCAGUCAUUUGGAAUUUUAUUUUUGAUAAUGGUUUGUUACUUGAAAAGUAGUGCUGUUGUUGAGCAGUCGUGCAAAUCAAUAAAGAUGGUUUGUGAGCCUACUGUCUUAA
Messenger RNA from Schistocerca gregaria, 1654 nucleotides. RefSeq lists its product as uncharacterized. The coding region runs from base 163 to 1053 and encodes 296 amino acids. The record is from RefSeq and is a predicted model, not a curated record. Lineage: Eukaryota; Metazoa; Arthropoda; Insecta; Orthoptera; Acrididae. The transcript has 4 exons.